GGCCGCCUGCUGCCCCGGCGCGCCUCCCGCCUCUCGGAGCGCGACUUCGGGCACGUCUGCCGCGGCGCGGCCGAGUCCCGCUCCCUGGCCCAGCUCAACCUCAACCUGGGCAUCGUCUCCAACAUCAACCGCGUCAAGCAGCUGGCCGAGGCCCUGAAGACCAACCGCUCCGUCCAGUCGCUGUUCCUCCAUGGGAGCCCCCUGACGGACGCUGGCUUGGCUCUCCUCAACCCCGCGCUCUCCAUCCAUCCCUCGCUGGUGGCUCUGGAUCUGGGAGACUGCAUGCUGGGCGACGAAGGCAUCAACCUCAUCUGCGGGCUCCUGCCGCCCGACGGGGCCAAGUCCGGCCUUAAAGAGCUAACACUGAGCGCCAAUCCGGGUGUCACAAGCAAAGGCUGGGGGCGGCUGGCCAUUGCAGUGGCUCACAGCUCCCAGCUCCGAGUGCUGAACCUGGACUACAACCCCCUGGGAGACCAGGUAGCGGGGAUGCUCGCCGUCGCUGUGGCCUCCAGUCGAACCCUUGAAGUUCUGGACUUGGAGGGAACAGGACUAACCAACCAAUCAGCCCAGACCUUGCUGGACAUGGUAGAGAAUUACCCCACAGCCCUACGGACGCUCAUCCUGGCAGAGAACAACAUUAGUCCUGAGCUGCAGCAACAGAUCUCCGACCUGCUCUCAGAGGGUGAGGAAGAGGAGGAGACCGAGGCUCGUGAAGUCACAGCCAGGGAGAAGAACCCCUGGAUCUGCCAGAACAGUUCCAGCUCCCAGAUGGUCCUGAUGACGUCGGGCCUCGGUGACAGCCUCUUGGCAGAAACAGAAAUGUAGCUGGGCUACCCUGCCUGCUUCUGCCCCGAAGAGCACCGUGUGGGUGGCCUGUGCUUGUGCCACCCACACUAAGGGACCACAUGUGCCCCCCGUGCACGCGUGUCCCCCCAGCCGCAAGCCCCUGGGGCUCCCAUGCCGGGGCAGGCCUGCCCCCACGGGCUGCUCUCACAUUUCACGUCCCGUUGACGCCUCCCUCGGUGCCACGCGCCGGAGCUUGGGAGCCUGGUCUGGGCGACUCUCCACACACCUCUGUGUUGUCACACGCCCCGUCGGCCGCUUGUGAUUGUCCGGUUGCUGCAUGUGUAGCUCACGUUGCGCCCUGCCUCGUCCCCGCGCCUGGCCGUGCCCUCCCAGCCCGCAGGCUGUAUUUAUUCAGAUGUGUAUAACAGAUGUUCUUUCUAUGGCUUGU
Molecule: messenger RNA, 1234 nt
Organism: Struthio camelus australis
Lineage: Eukaryota; Metazoa; Chordata; Aves; Struthioniformes; Struthionidae
Gene: LRRC73
Product: leucine rich repeat containing 73
Molecular function (GO): protein binding
Source: RefSeq, a predicted model, not a curated record